Messenger RNA from Mus pahari (shrew mouse), 2470 nucleotides. RefSeq names its product LYR motif containing 9 (gene Lyrm9). The record is from RefSeq and is a predicted model, not a curated record. Bases 73 to 309 code for a protein of 78 amino acids. The transcript is spliced from 4 exons. Lineage: Eukaryota; Metazoa; Chordata; Mammalia; Rodentia; Muridae.
CGCAGGCGCAACCGUGUCGCUCGCGGUGUCUCGAGUUGGCGUCCGCCGGGAAGGCGGGGCUGAGGCUCGCACAUGGCCCCUCUGCCAGGGGCAGAGCUGGUCCAGACGCCGUUGCAGCUGUACCGUUACUUGUUGCGUUGUUGCCGGCAGUUGCCAACCAAGGGCAUCCAGGAGCACUACAAGCAUGCUGUCAGGCAGAGUUUCCAAGCUCACUCAGAUGAAGACAACCCUGAGAGAAUCCAGCAGAUUAUUAAAAGAGCCAUUGAAGAUGCUGAGUGGAUCAUGAACAAAUAUAGGAAACAAAACUGAGUGUCUGGAGCUUACAGCGCGCGCUUAGCUGCCCUGGAGACACUUGGAACUGAGAAACCUCUCUGCUUUCGGAACAGCAUCAGUUCUGGAAUAUUCUUUGACCUUGUUGACUGAAAGCAAGAAACCAUAGCUGACAUUUGGUGAGGUGGUUCUCAUCAUUGCAGCCAUGUCUCCAGCGUCUUUUAUGUCUGCUUUUCCAGACAGAAAUGAUAUGCAAUUUGGGGAGAAUUUGGAGUUCUUUUGCUUCUUCUCUGUGUUUCUCAUUUUUGCCUAUCUGUUCUUUUACUUUGCCCUGAAGGCAGUUAAUUUAUUCUGGAGGUCCCGUCACCGAUCUCCGAGCCCUAUAAGAGAUGUCCCCUCAGAUGACUACCUGUAUAGAAAGAAACGAAUGGGCUUGAGAACCAGGCAGCUGUGGAUCUGAAUCCCAGCCAGCGUACACAGCGUCUGUCAGGGGCCUGCGUGAGCCUGGGUGGGGCGGCAGUCAUGUGCCUCACAUCAGCUCCCUGCAGAGGGACCCUGCAAGGAAGCCUCUGUGCUGCUCUUCCCCAGCUCCUCGUCCUGUUCAGUGACUCAGCUGUGAGUGUGUCUUGUCCCCUCUCAGAGUCCACAUGCCCUCUUAUCUGUGCCAUGCUAUGUCUGUCAGUCUGUUAAGUAGCGGCUCCUCCAGAUGCCUCCCCCCACUAUCCUCCAGGCAGAAGCCCUGGCCCUUGAGGUGGGGAAACAUCUACCACACUAGACCAGCAAUAGGUGCAAGUAGGCAGGGUAGACACCAGCAGGUCCAGGCUUCCGUGCUCCACGGCGUGUCCUCACAGGAGAGGAGAUCAGGUCCAGGGGGAAGUAGCCAGAAGAUACAGAGAAGCCACACUGGGGGUUGAAUGUUCGUGGGGCACUCAGGUGAGCUAGCACUUGCCUGUGUCCUUGCAGUUAUGCGGGAUGGUGUGACCGACCUCUGUCUAGGCAGAGGGGACGGACAGUCCUGAAGCACGUGCGUCCACUUGUGAAAGCUCACAGUUUUCAUCCUCCUCUUUUUAUUUAUUUCAGACAGGAUCUCAGUGUGUACACUGGCAGGCCUUGAACUUUUGAACUUUCAGGAGGCUUUCUGUCUCUGCCUCCCAAGCACUUAGAUACAGGUGUGCCACAACACCCAGCUGUUGCUGCUGCUGCUGCUGCUGCUGCCGCCACCGCUGCUGCCCCACUACUGCUACUGAUAAAUGCUCAAGUCAGGACAAUUUGCAGGAGGCAGCUCACUUCUUCAUCUACGUGGGUCCCAGAGAUUGAACUCAGGCCAUCAGGCUUGGUGGCAAAAGCCUUUAUCUGUUGAGUCAUCUGUUGGCUCUUAUGAUUUCUUCUUUAAAAAAAAAAGAAGAUUUUAAUUUUUAUUUGUGUAUACCACGUGUGUGCAGGUGCCCUCAGAGGCCUGAGGACAUUGGGCUCCCUGGCACUGAAGUUCCAGGCGGUGUGAGCUGUCUGAUGUAAGUGCUAGGAACCAAACCUGCAUCUUCUGCAAGCAGUUAGCGUCACGCUCAUGCUGAGCCAUCUCUCUAGCCCUCCAUUGUUUCUCCCUGACUGCUGUUCUCUGAAUAGGAUUGUUCCCUUGACAUAUGCAUCAAACAAUGCUAAGGACCUGGGUGAGUCAGACACCCACUUGCCUGGAAGAAUCAUUCCUCAGAGAUGAGGGGGCCACAGGUUUAGCCUCCCAGAUGACUGCCAGGCAAAAGGCAAGAGCAAAACUGCAGCCCCUCCAUCCCCACUGCUGCUGUCCAGCCCAUCUGAGCCCAGGGACCAAUCCUCACCUGUUGGUGGUCGUGGCAGUAGAGUAGCCGUGUGUGCCACCACGCCUGGCCUUAGGCAGAGUUGUUCAUUAGAAUGGGGCUGAGGAGAAAGGACUAACAUUGAUCUGAGGACCUGGGGCUGCCACUCACAGGGAGUGUGCGAGGGGAUGUGGGGUCCUGUUGUUAGGAGGGUGGUUUCAGAGAACACGAUACGAGUCAGUGGCCAGGUUAUCCCUAUGACUUAGGAUGUCGACCUGCAUCUGGUGGGGUUUCCCUAUUGAUAAAAUAAGGGCUGGGAGAAAGGCUUGUUUCAUUUAUUAAAAGCGAGGGAGAGGGCUGAAGAGCAGUUAAGAGCACCGACUGCUCUUCCAGAGGUCCAGAGUUCAAUU